Messenger RNA from Tinamus guttatus (white-throated tinamou), 1287 nucleotides. Lineage: Eukaryota; Metazoa; Chordata; Aves; Tinamiformes; Tinamidae. The record is from RefSeq and is a predicted model, not a curated record.
AUGAAGGCAGCAGUGGUGCGGAGCAACCGGGCCCUGCGGGAGCCUCCGUGCAACGCGGCAGAUCCCAGCGUGGCAGCAGCGGCACCUUGGAUGCUCCGUGGCACCUCCUCGACCUUGCGGGAGCUCUGGGACGCCUGUUGUCGCUCAGCGGCAGGGCACGCCUCCUCCGCGAGCCUAUUUAAAGAGGAGCUGGUGCGCGGCUUGCUGCGAAGAGCCAAGGAAUUCCGGAGGAGCGAGAGCGCGAACGCCGGGAUGGGAAACCUGCCUCCCCGCUUGGCUUGGCUCGGGAUGUCCGGCCGCUCGGGGACAGUGACGGGGACCCUCCUGCUCCUGCUCCUCGCGCCCGGCUGGCGGGAGGGCCGCAGUGACAGGGAGGACGAUGUGGCCGUGGCGACGGUCAGAGCCCGCACCCUGCUGCGUGUGACCACCCUGCGCACAGGGAUGCUGCUGCGGGCGCUUUGCUGUUCCCUGCCCUCAGGCCAGGUGCACAUGGAGCGUUGCUCGUCACAGGAAUUCCUGCUUUGCGGCUUGCAGGGCCGGGCUGUGCAUGGGACCCUGAGCUCCUGCUUGUCCUGUCUGCUCCGGCCCUGCUUCCUAGGGGCCCCUCGAGCUUCUGAUGAGCUGGGGAUGAGAAACAGGUGGAUCCCGUGGGCACCAGGAGCUCGCGCCGGGCCCGGGAUGUGGGCUGGGAGCUGGCGCGCGUUCCCGCUCCCGGCGGGUACCAGCCACGUGCUGGACGCGUGCGGCUGCUGCAAGGUGUGCGCCAGGCAGCUGGGCGAGCUCUGCUCCGCGCGGGAGCCCUGCGACCACCACAAGGGCCUCUACUGCGACGCCGCCAAGGGCCACCGCGGCAGCGGCAUCUGCCUGGCUCACGAAGGGGCAACCUGCGACCUGCUGGGCAAGAUCUACCACAACGGCGAGAGCUUCCAGCCCACGUGCAAGCUGCAGUGCAUCUGCAUGGUUUUCAAGGAGACGCCGGCCCAAAAGCCGGAGGUGAACGACGUGCAGGAGAACUGCCUGGUGCAGACCACGGCGUGGAGCGCCUGCUCCAAGAGCUGCGGCAUGGGCAUCUCCGCCCGCGUCACCAACGACAACCCCCAGUGCCGCCUGGAGAAGGAGACCCGGCUCUGCAUGGUCCGGCCCUGCGACUUCCCUAUGGAGAAGACCAAGAGAUUGUCCAACAAGAUGCCCCCCUGCCACUACGACUGCCCCCGCGACAACGACAUCUUCUUGGCCACGCACCGCAGGAGGAUGAUUGGAGACCACGUCAGGGCAGAGAGGCAGUAG